AUGGCAGACACGAGACCGGUCUUCUUCUUUGAUAUUGACAAUUGUGUACGCAAGAAGGUCCACGAUCACAUGACAGUAUUGAUAGAUGAUUACUUUAUGAAGCAUCUGGAGUUGGACCAGGAAGAAGCCUUCCGACUUCAUCAAGAAUACUACAAGACAUAUGGCUUGGCUAUCGAAGGCCUCGUACGACACCAUCAGAUCGACCCACUCGAGUACAACCUUCAAGUCGAUGAUGCUCUUCCUCUCGACGAAAUCCUCGCUCCAGAUGCCCAGCUCCGGAAGCUUCUCGAGGAUGUGGAUAAGACCAAAGUCAAGCUCUGGCUGUUUACCAACGCCUAUGUCACUCACGGGCAGCGCGUGGUACGAUUGCUAGGAGUUGAGGAUAUGUUUGAGGGCAUGACUUUCUGCGAUUACGGCAAGAGGCCGAUGCUUUGCAAACCUCACUUGGGAAUGUUUGAUAAAGCUAUGAGUGAAGCUGGAGUGAAGGAAAUGAAGGAUUGUUACUUCGUUGAGCUGACAGCGACAGAUGAUUCGGCGCUGAACUGUGGUAAGGCUGAGGAGAUUGGGUGGACAACCACUCAUCUUGUUGAAGAAGGGGAACCUCUACCUGCCAUCAAGCCUUGCAAGAAUCAGAUUCGGCACUUAGAAGAGCUCAGGACUUUGUUCCCGCAAUUCUUCAAAACAUCUUGA
Messenger RNA from Lachnellula hyalina, 690 nucleotides. RefSeq lists its product as uncharacterized. Gene Ontology annotation, molecular function: nucleotidase activity. Gene Ontology annotation, biological process: nucleotide catabolic process; pyrimidine nucleobase metabolic process. The record is from RefSeq and is a predicted model, not a curated record. The coding region runs from base 1 to 690 and encodes 229 amino acids. The transcript has 3 exons. Lineage: Eukaryota; Fungi; Ascomycota; Leotiomycetes; Helotiales; Lachnaceae.